ACGCGCGCUGCCCGGCCGGCGGGUGGGGGCUCCUGGGACGUCGUGCAGCCGAGCUGGCAGGCUGCGCGCACUCGCUCGCGGUGGCGUCAUCGCCUGCCUGUCUGCGUCUCCAGUCCUCCGCCUCGGUUUGGGGCGGGUCGGGAGAAUGGCUUCGGAGAUGGAGUCGUCGCUCGAGGCAAGCUUCUCGUCCAGCGGUGCGGUGUCUGGGACACCAGGGUUUCUGCCUCCGGCCCGCUCCCGCAUCUUCAAGAUAAUCGUGAUCGGCGACUCCAAUGUGGGCAAGACGUGCCUGACCUACCGCUUCUGCGCCGGCCGCUUCCCCGACCGCACCGAGGCCACUAUUGGGGUGGAUUUCCGAGAACGAGCAGUGGAGAUUGAUGGGGAGCGCAUCAAGAUCCAGUUAUGGGACACAGCAGGACAAGAACGCUUCAGAAAGAGCAUGGUACAACACUACUACAGAAAUGUACAUGCCGUUGUCUUCGUGUAUGAUAUGACCAACAUGGCUAGUUUUCACAGCCUGCCAUCUUGGAUAGAGGAAUGCAAACAACAUUUGCUAGCCAGUGAUAUACCACGGAUUCUUGUUGGAAAUAAAUGUGACUUGAGAAGUGCCAUUCAGGUACCCACAGACUUGGCACAAAAAUUUGCUGACACACACAGUAUGCCUUUGUUUGAAACCUCUGCUAAAAACCCCAAUGAUAAUGACCAUGUGGAAGCUAUAUUUAUGACCUUGGCUCAUAAGCUUAAGAGCCACAAACCAUUAAUGCUUAGUCAACCCCCUGAUAAUGGAAUUAUUCUGAAGCCUGAACCAAAGCCUGCAAUGACGUGCUGGUGCUAAAUAACAGUCUUCAUUAUACUAUCUAAUUUUGACUAAAGAAAUACUUUUGAAGUAUGACAGUGAUAAGUCAUAAGAUUUAACUCAACUAUAAUGGAUCGUCCUGACACUUUACCAUUUAUCAUUGUCAUGUUUACUUUUGUAUUUUGUAUCUACUUAAUCAAGUUUGUCACUGGGACAACACAAGGAAAAUAUUGAUUUUCAGGUGAGAUUGAAAAUGAAGCAGAUAGGAUGAAUCAGAACAUCUCUCCAUUGAGAGCCCAAUGAAGGAGGCUUCAAAUGAGAGCAUGAUGAGAUUUUAAGAGUUGGUAACUAUUCAAUCCCAUGUUCCCAGGAAUGAAAAAAGUAUCAAGUGUUUAGUACACACCUUUGAAUGUCCUUUGAAUGGGAAGUGUUCCCAAUAGGAUAAAAACUGGGAUCUGCCUUUCCACAGAGUUCUUUGGUUUUUUGGGUCUGGUUUUGUUUUGUUUUUUUAUUAGAGACAGGGUCUCACUAUGUUGCCUGGGCUGGCCUUGA
This is a messenger RNA of Lemur catta (Ring-tailed lemur), 1348 nucleotides long. RefSeq names its product RAB33B, member RAS oncogene family (gene RAB33B). The record is from RefSeq and is a predicted model, not a curated record. Gene Ontology annotation, molecular function: GTP binding; GTPase activity. Bases 146 to 835 code for a protein of 229 amino acids. Gene Ontology annotation, cellular component: Golgi apparatus; endosome. NCBI's taxonomy places the organism in Eukaryota, Metazoa, Chordata, Mammalia, Primates, Lemuridae. Gene Ontology annotation, biological process: Rab protein signal transduction. The transcript has 2 exons.